This is a messenger RNA of Corticium candelabrum, 1399 nucleotides long. Its product is annotated as zinc finger MYM-type protein 1-like. The record is from RefSeq and is a predicted model, not a curated record. NCBI's taxonomy places the organism in Eukaryota, Metazoa, Porifera, Homoscleromorpha, Homosclerophorida, Plakinidae. Bases 1 to 1095 code for a protein of 364 amino acids. The transcript has a single exon.
AUGUGCGCGGAAGCAUCGACUCUCAAACCGAUCAAGUCUAAACCGGAUCCUGCUUUUGUUAGUACUCUAGCACAUACAGAAGUAGGCUGUUGGUCUAUAAUUGUAUUCAUUGGUAAGGUUACUCGUGGAUUUUCAAACUGGAAAGAUGCAACCACAGGAUUCAAAAACCACGUAAAGAGUGCGUGUCAUCGUGAAGCAGUUGAAGUUCUUGUCACUCUUCCUGCCAUCACCAGGGACGUUGGAGAACAUCUUUCUCGUGAGCAUGCUGUCCAGAAAGUCAACAAUCAACAAGUGCUUCUUCAAAUACUGUCGUCUGUGAUAUUCUUGAGUAGGCAGGAUCUUGCUUCUAGAGGAGAUGGAGAUGAAUCAGAUGGUAAUCUACAACAGCUGCUUUGUCUACAGAGUGAGAAAGACCCUAACCUAUCACACUGGCUGAAACGAAAGGAGAAUGUCUACACAAGUCCACAAAUUCAAAAUGAAAUGAUCAAAACAUUGGGCCUCCAAGUGCUACGAAAUAUUGCCACAGACAUACAUAAUUCCCCAUUUGUAACGGUGAUGGCUGAUGAAACUACUGAUGUCUCCAACAGAGAGCAAUUUACAGUCAUCAUUCGUAGGGUUUCAGAAGACUUGCAGGUGGAUGAAGAGUUUAUUGCACUUUACCAAACCUCAACUACUGAUGCUGCAACCCUUGCAGCUCUGAUCAAGGACGUCUUCAUAAAACUGAAUGUGAGUAUGAAAAAGCUUCGUGGACAGUGUUUUGAUGGUGCCAGUGCUAUGAGUGGCUGUAGAACUGGUGUUGCUAAACGCAUUAGUGAUAUUGAGCCAAGAGCAGUCUUCACCCACUGUUAUGGUCAUGCUCUAAAUCUCGCUGCAAAUGACACCCUAAAGCAAUCAAAGUUGAUGAAAGAUGUACUAGACACAAGUCGGGAGAUCACAAAACUGAUCAAAUAUUCCCCACGUAGGGAGGGGAUAUUUAUGAAGUUGAAGGAUAGCUUGCCAGCUAGUAGUACAGGUAUCAGAGUACUCUGCCCUACUAGAUGGACAGUGAGAGCUGAUACGCUCUCAAGCAUUAUCAGUAACUAUGAGGGAUUGUAGAAUACAUGGGAGGAGGCCCUUGAAAUAACAAAGGACACAGAGGCCAAGGCCAGAAUCCAAGGAGUUUCAGCCCAAACGGAUAUGUUUCAGUAUUUGUAUGGUAUCAUGCUAAGUGAAAUGAUAUUAAGACACGCGGACAAUCUGAGUAGAACUUUACAACAUAAGUCUUUGUCUGCAGAAGAAGGUCAACAAGGUGCUCAGAUGACUGUUGAUACAAUCACAUCACUUCGAAAUGAUGAUGCCUUUGACCUGAUGUGGGAGGAAGUGAGUAGGAAAGCCAGAUCUUUGAAUGUCAGUGACCCAC